AUGGAGAGCCUGGCGCAGCCCCCGCCGCCCCCGGGCUCGCUGCAGACGGGCGGCGGGGGCGCUGCCAGCCGGCUCCGCCUGGGAGAGGCGGCGGCGGACGAAGGCGGCUGCAGGGAGGCCGAGGAGGGCGGCGAGCGGCGCAGCCCUUCCCCUCCUCCGGCCCCCGCUCCCGCCGCGGCCCCUCGGACCGCGUCCCCCUCCCGGGCCGCGGAGAGUGGUGAGGCGGCGGAGGGCGCGGGGCUGGCGGUACCGGAGAGUCCCGGAGCGGCGCCCGCUUCGGAGAGCGGUCCCGCGGGAGCCGGCUCCGGGAGCAGCGGCGCUCCCAGCCCGCCGGGGGAGGAGUCCCGCAGCCUGGACUCGCUGGAGUCCUUCUCCAACCUGCACUCCUGCUGCCCGAGCAGCUCCGAGCUCAACAGCGACGCCGACGAGGCGGUGGUGGCGGGGGCCUCCUCGGGGGGCCCGGCCCCGGAGCCCGAAGGGGACAGGCCGGCGGCGGGCUCCCAGCUCCUCUCCGCUUCCAAGGAGCGCUUCCCGGGGCAGUCGGUCUAUCACAUCAAGUGGGUCCGCUGGAAGGAGGAGAACACGCCCGUCAUCACCCAGAACGAGAACGGCCCCUGCCCGUUGCUGGCCAUCAUGAACGUGCUGCUCCUGGCCUGGAAGAUUAAACUGCCACCAAUGAUGGAAAUCAUAACGGCUGAACAGCUGAUGGAAUACUUAGGAGACUACAUUCUUGACGCAAAACCUAAAGAGAUAUCUGAAAUUCAGCGACUUAAUUAUGAGCAGAAUAUGAGUGAUGCAAUGGCAAUUCUGCAUAAGUUGCAGACAGGUCUGGAUGUCAAUGUGAAGUUCACAGGUGUCCGAGUAUUUGAAUACACACCUGAAUGCAUAGUGUUUGAUCUUCUUGAUAUCCCCUUGUACCAUGGAUGGUUAGUGGACCCUCAGGUUGCUGACAUAGUAAAAGCAGUUGGUAACUGCAGUUACAAUCAGCUGGUGGAGAAGAUCAUUUCUUGUAAACAGUCAGAAAACAGUGAACUGGUUAGCGAAGGGUUUGUAGCUGAGCAGUUCCUAAAUAACACAGCUACACAAUUGACAUACCAUGGACUGUGUGAGUUGACUUCAGCUGUCCAGGAGGGAGAACUUUGUGUGUUCUUCAGGAACAACCAUUUUAGCACCAUGACCAAAUACAAGGGUCAGCUUUACCUGCUGGUGACAGACCAGGGCUUCCUUACAGAGGAGAAGGUUGUGUGGGAAAGCUUACACAAUGUGGAUGGUGACGGGAAUUUCUGUGACUCCGAAUUCCACCUGCGGCCUCCAUCAGACCCUGAAACUGUCUACAGAGGGCAGCAGGAUCAAAUAGAUCAGGAUUAUCUGAUGGCAUUAUCUCUACAACAAGAGCAGCAGAAUCAAGAGAUUAACUGGGAACAGAUCCCAGAAGGAAUCAGUGAUCUAGAGCUAGCAAAGAAGCUCCAGGAAGAGGAGGACAGGAGAGCUUCUCAGUACUAUCAGGAACAAGAACAAGCAGCUGCUCAGGUCCAGCAGGUACAAGGUGCUGCCUCUCCAGCCAGCGCAAGACAAUCCGUGAGUAACGAACGCAAACGCAAAGAACCUCGAGAGAAGGAGAGGGAGAAGGAGAAGAACAGCUGUGUUCUCUUGUAACAGAAAAUGGAUUCCAUCCGGAGCCAAGUGCAUGUCCUCAGAAGCAAAAACAAGGAGUAAAAAGGAAGACAAACCUGUUACAUGCCGCCUGUGCCUGAUUACCCCAUGGACUUUGUUCAUGUUCCAAGAGAGGAUGGAUGACUUUGUAACAAUCAGACGGACUUCCUUCAAAGUCAUAGUGCGUGCUGCUCAAGAGGGAAUUCCAAAUCACAGUUGGAUGCGGCUGUGCUUUGAGUUAGUCAUAAGAAAUACUGCACCUUGUAGCUGAACACACAACUCAUGGCAAGUCCUGUGUCAUAGUGACAUCCAUUACUCAUUACAUCAGUUAGUAAGCUAUUUUAUCUUCUACUCUAAACAAAGGUAAUUCAUUUUGUGUAAGGCUUUUUCCUGAAGUCUGUACACGAGCACAAUGGAGUUCUGUGUUACUUCCAUAGUACGAAACUAUAUCUUAGGCUGGGUAUAGUCUCCAUGACACAAGAGCCCAAAUAACAGCUGGGCACUGCCUCCUCAGUGUGUCCAGAUUUCUUUGCUUCUGGAUCUGGUAUGUUCUUUUUUUGAACCCAGAUUUAUACUUGUUACUGCUAUCACUGCAUCUCCCGGCCAGCUUUCUUGCCCCAAGAAUAUGUGACUUGAUAGGCAGCAUACAAAAAUUGUCAUGAAAAAAAUGGGGCAUUUGUUAAAAAGCAAGAUGAAUAUUGUUUGCUUUUCUUGCAACUACAAACUGGGUAUGGCAACUCAGAUAUUAUCAGGGUUAAACAAGUAAUUUUAUAGGUAACUUCUUUUUCUUUUAUUAUUUUUUUCUCUUGUAGGUAAACUGGACCAGAUAAGCUUUUAUUUAUUGACCUCUCCAUAUGAUAGAUGAAUGAUGAGAGGAUACUAAAGUCUAUAAUAAUCAUUAUUCUAUAUAAGAAUGCAGAGUUAAAAUAACUAACUAUCUGCCUUUUAUCCAAAAGUACCUUGAACUUCAACAUGACGUUAACGUGUCCACUUGUAUAUUUAAGCAAGUGUACUGUAGUUAAAAACACACUUUUUUGUUUGUUUUAUAAAUCAUAUAUUUUUAAAAAAAGCACACUUCUGAAGGGGUGAGAGGAGUGAAACUGCUCUCUGAGAUGGUUUGAAAGGUGGUCAGGUGUAAUAUUUUGUUUUAUAAAUCACUAAUUUAGAAUUUUUGGAAACCAGAUUUUUCUAAUUUAUGGGAACCAAAUAAACAUGUUGCAUCUUGUAGUAUUUAUAGAAUGCAGAAACAGAACACUUGAUGAAUUUUGAGGGAACCACAAAUCUUCCUCCACUUCCAUUAAAUCAAUAGCAAUUACCGUCUUGCGUUUGAUACAAAUUUCUAUUUAGCGAUUUGUAGAUACUUUUGAAAAAGGCUGCUUCUCCUCGACAAGUUCUGUAUCUGUGCUCUAAGCCUUAGUGUUCACACAGAAUAACCUGGGCAAGCUAAGGUGGAAUAUGACAUUCCUGCUUCCAGGUGUUUGAAGAAUGUCUAGAAAGGUGGGUGUCUAACAUAAGUCACCAGUAAAAAGCCACUUGACAAUUGUUUCAAGCAAACUUGAUGGCAACCACUCAUCACACACAUCUGUCACCAACCUAGAAUGAAAAUGAGAUCAAGGAAGAAUGUCUUACCAAUUAAAGGGCCAAUUUUGUAUCACUUUUCUUCCAUGCCUUUUCCUCUUUUGUUUUGUUCCACUUUUGUUACGAUUUCCCUUUUAUAAUGAUGAAGUAGGAGGUCGCUAAUAUAUAAACUGUAAAUUUAAAAAUAUCUUCUCUAGAAAAGUCAUGCCCAGAGAAGUAAUUUUAAUACUUAAUGUAUGCAGUUCAGAUAAUUUUCUAUGUCAAAGCAAAGGUGCAAAGGUUGAUGUCUUGUUUUCCUUUGCAGCAGCCUAACUUCUUCAAACAAAUUAAUGUGAUGGAGGAUCACCAACAUAAUGACUUAGCUACUUUAAGUAGAUGAGAAACUAUUCCAAUAGUGUCAAUAACAGAGACUUUAAGCCAGAAUGUUGUUUAAAAACAUUCUGUUACUAAGAUUUUUCCAAAUUUGGGUAUUUACAUUUAUUUAUUGACCUUGAAAAAUAAAUAUGUCAAGCUAAGUGUUUGUUAUUAUUUUCAGUGACAGUAUUGCCACUUUAACUCCUUUUGGAAAGAAUCUAGCUGUUGUGGCUAUGGAGUUUAUCUCUUUGCCUAAGAUCCUUGCUCACAUUAGAAGAAUUCAUGUAACAUUUCCAGUUUCAGACUGAUGUGCCUGAAACUUAAUAUACUGUAGUUAGAAGAAUUAUGGUCAUUUGGUCACAGGAAGAAGAGUUAAAUGCAGUGCUCAUCAUGAAGUUCCAACUUGCAGAUAUUUCUGUUUCUUUCAAUAGAUGAGUGAAGGGUUUCAGGGUAUCUGAGAUGGAAGGCAUGCUGUUCUCUGUUAAUAUCCUUUUUUCUUUACAGGUCUUGAAGCUUUGGAAAAAAGGUAAAGGAUUCCUGAAAUCUAGGGCUGCAUGAGUUGAACUUGUUAGUGGCAAAAGUUAUAAGCAGUUCAGCUUCCUAAUACCCCAAAUGAAAUUCACCUGGAAGCUUAAUUUAUGCCCUACUGGGAGUAACCAUUCCAAAAGCACCUGUCACAGCUGGUAUCUCUGACAGUAUCUGAGGAUCAAAAAACCUGAACAGAAUUGCUUUUAUCUAUAUGAAGUGAGCUUGGAAAACAAUAUUGCACAAUACAGUCUUGGAGUACCAGGAAGACAAUAUCUACUUCUGUUUACUUCAUUUGCCUUUUUUUUUUUUUUUUUUUUCCUCUUUUUAUCCUCCAGCUCAUGUUCUUGCAAAAGGGUAUAGAUUUGUAUUUUAAAUCUAUUUAUACAAUUUAGCAUGCACAUGCUGCAAAUACCUACAUAAUAUAUAUAUGAAAGUGUCCAGAAAAGUAGAGUAGAACUUGUUUUCCACUAGAUAAAUGCUAGCACAGAAAACAAAAUCAUAGAAUUUUUGUUGUUGCAUUAUAGUUGUGACAUAAAAAAGCUACACACAAGUAUUCUUAAGAUUAGCAAAAACCUGAGCACUGCCAUAGAGAUGUUUUUCUAUAAGGCACUUUGUUAAAUGCUCAAAUCCACCAGUUUUUUGUGACAUUCACGGAAUCUGCAACCCAACAAAGCAGAUCCAAAGGAGGGUUGUAACACCAGAGCACGGAAUUAGCAUUCCUGAAAAUUCACUUAAACACAAUGCAAAACUACAUUUUGUAGCUGUCCCUGUCAUUCAUCUAUGAAAUAACGUGUUCAGAGUGUCUCUGCAGAGCUGCUCUUGUGGUUCACAGGCACAGAGCUCCAAGGGAAGCACAGGCUCUGCUGGGAACCUCACAUUGCCAGGCAGGCUCUUACUCACUUGGUAUUUCAAAUUAUUGUCAUGUUUCUUCAAACUUGUAUACACAAGCUCUUGAAAAAAGUUUCCAGUAUGUAAUAAAAGGCAGUUUUGAGUUCUUGAAAUGGAAUUUUCUUGUGCAUUCAGCAGGAAAUACUCUAGUGAAAGGUAAAGCUGAUGUAUUUUUAACCGAACCAUUCUUCGUUCCUGCUCCACUGGUUUUGUAACAAAGUUCAUUGCUUGGAUCAGCUCUUUGCAUUAGGAUGCUUAUUAGAAAAUCUAUACAAACUACAUCCUUCAAUACAACAUGCUGAAUUAAGAGCUUAUUUUAUAUAAAAAGUAGAUUUUUAAAGGUUGCAGCAUUAAACAGGUGACUCAGGAAAUGCACGUUAAUUGACACAGACUCCUCAUUAGAAAGCCUAUUACAGAAAAGCAAAAAUAACAAGCUGUAGUUUGUUUGCAAUAGAAUGCUCCCGUUUUUUCCAUCUGUGCUGUAAUGAAGAACACCUUGGUAGCAAGAAAAAUGUAACUCUAAAAACUUCAUUCAGUCCAGCAUAUCCUAGCAAAUGUCACAUGCAAGGCCUGAAAUGGCAUUUCAUCUUGACGAGUGCUCAUCCCUUUUUCUGAAGCAGAGGUAGCCAGAGACUGUUAGUGCUGGGUGGGAAAAUGGCAAGAGGUGAGUGACACCUUCUCACACCACAUCAUUUACACAGAGCCUGUGUGAUGUUCACAGUGUUCUGUACAGCUCCCUCUUGUUCACAGCUUGGCCAGGAGAAAAGCAGUGGAGGUAAGCUCGGCUGUGAUCUGCUUUGAUGGGGAAGAAUUGCCACAGGGGAAUGCUAAGGAGGAAAGAAAGGCUGGAAUAUAAAAGUCCCUUUGCUACCUCUUGAGAUUGUUUAAGGCUUUGUCCUUAAUUUUGCUGUUAUUUUGGACACAAAUAGCUGUGGCACAGCGUGCAGUGGCCGCAUUUUCUCACCUAGGUAAUGCCCAGCAGGUUCAUUUCCUGGCAGGUUGGCAGUGUCUGUCCCUGGACACACUGCUCUUCUCUCACUGUGCUUUAGAGUCAGGACUAGCUCUGCUGAUCCUCUGAUAGCCCCAAAUAUUCUUAUUAAAUGUCAGUUGCCUUAUGUUCAGUUUUGGUCAGUGUCAGCUCCUGUCACUCUGAGCUCUCUUUGCUGGAGAGUUCUCUCUAGAGAACUUGCUGAAAUCUGCCUUCCCCUUCCUUUUCUGCUUUGUAGGAUUACUUGUGUUCAUGGAGAAGCUUCACGUGCUGAAAUGGGCAAUUCCUUGUUUUUCAAGGUUAAAACCUUUAAAUACUCAGAUAAUUAUCAUUAGAAAGUCAAGAUCCCAUGUUUGCCUCUGCUUUAUAGCAUAGAAAAGUGUGCAACAUGAUAAUGCUAUUUUUGGGAAAUCCUAGGGGCCAAUUCAGAUGAAGUUUCAGCACUCAAAGUAACUGAAACGUUUGCUAGCUCAGUCUCACCAGUGUUUACAAAUAGCGUAACACUGCUGAAAUCAAAGGCAGCUGCUGCUCUGAUCAGGGCAGAGCUGAGGCACUGCCUGUGCUGCUGGGGCCAAACGUGAACCAAGUGGGGUUGUUUGACAGAGUCCAACACUCAGCCAAAUGUACAGAGAUCUUGGGGGUGGACAGGGACACACAUCACAGAGCUGGAUGAAAUAAUGGGAUACUUGCUCUGUCUUGAAGUUCCUGUUCUCUUUCCUUGUUGAAGCCCUUAGGAAAAUUUGGAUGGGCUCUUUUCAAGUUAAAACUUCAGCUGUAACUUUGAAAAGUUAAGUUUAUGUUCAGCAUUUUUGAAAAUUUCACCUUAGUUUAGCAUUUUUAGAUUUUUUUCUGAAUGUGUUUCCAAAAAACCUGGGAUAACUUGUAUUUUUGUCAGAAACCUUGUGAUGGUUUUUAUUCCUGCUUACUGCCCAAGGAAAAGGUCAAAAUUGCAAUUAGAAGGAACACCAGUGUGGCUUAAAUCACUUGAAGAACUUAAAUCAGCUGAGUAAUGGGAACACCCUUGGGUUUGCUCAUCUCUUGUUUUGGGGAACUCCAAAAUAACUCGGAAAACAGACAAUUUUCUCUCUAAUAUUUUGUUAUCAGACCAGCAAUGGGUCUAUUAAUUUUAGGGCUUUUGUUAUUGCAGAUUAACCAGAGCCAGAAACUGGUUUAUCUGAGUUACUGUUUUGUUUACAAUUGAGUUUUAGUGAAGCCCUUCACACUGAAAGUUUGAAACCAGGUUCUCUGUGAGGUAACAGGAUGGGGAUUUUGACCAAUUGCCAAAUAGGGUAGAUAUUACCACUGAAUCCAUUAACUACAGGAAAGAAGUAUUGCUGUGGAAAUAAAAUCCUUCUUUUGUUUGGAAAAGCAUAGUAAUAGGUAGUGUCUUCAAGACAGUGCAGAUAGAUACAGUGAACCAAGGCACCUGCUUGUGGCUUUGAAACUAUUUGUAAUCCAGCUUUUUCAUUUUUUAUCAUCAAUAGUUACAAUAAUUAUAUGUUUGCAUUCCAUAUACUUGGGUUACAGCAGUAUGCUUGUAUUUCUGGAUUUCUUACAUGCUUUUUCUUAGGGACUGGCAAGCAAAAAACACUUCAGAGAACCCCUUAAAAAAGUGACCCUAGGUACAAUGAUUUCAAGGGACAAACCCAUUGUAGCAAGGGUUUUUUCACCUGUAUUUCGGUAACUCUUGAAAUCACUAGUGCUGUAACAUUAUGCUGAAAAGUGUGACUGAUCAGGGAGCUACAGUACAGACAUGGAUGGAACAAGCAGGUUUUGGUUUGGAUAUACUUUUUACUCGCAAAAACACCCCAAUUAAUGCAGGUUGCUACAAAUUGUACUGGCCAGGUCUUUACACCUGGGAAUGUUUUUUCCCUGUGUCUUUGCAAUGUGUAGUCACUGUUUACAGGCUGUUGAUAGCAGUUCUUAGAACUAUAGAAGUAUCAAGUAUUUAUGCUGUGCCACAGAAAUCUAUUCUAAAUCUGUUACAUUGUGCUCAGUAUUAUGUUAAUUCCUUAUAGCAGUUUCUUUAUAAGGGAGUGAGAAAUACUGUCAGCAGUUUCCCCAGAAUAACCUGAUAGAGCUUUAAUGUUAAAUGGUUUAUAUUACAGCUUUCAGAAAAACAAGUUCUUAUCAAAGUUUGUUUUUUGGUUUUUUUAAGUAAUUUUCAAUUAUCCUUUUAUCUGGUCACCAGCUGCAUAGCCCUUAUUUGUAUCACUUGUGAUAAUCACAUACACAUUUUACACAUACACAUAAGCUUAGUGAAGAAAUAACUGAUGGAACAUACAAAAAUGAAUCCUACAGAAGUCACCCCAGCUUCUCCAGUGCUAAGUCAAAUAAUUGCUGUCUUAACUGCCUUGAUUGGGUCUCUUUAUAAAAAGAAAUGUUUUUUAAAAAAGCCCCUCGCACAAAAAUACGCCAGGGUUUAGAAAAGUUCCAAAGUACUUCCAGAUUAGUAAUGUCUUCAAGAUGCCACCAGACUUGUGCAAUUCCUCUGUUAAAUCAGCAGUUUAGCUGUGAGUCUGUUAGUCACCCCAUGCUUACCUGAUCUCUAAAUCUAGUCUUAAAAGGAAAUGCAAAAUAAAGCUGAUGCAAGGGACUCUGGAUUUACCAAGAGAGGGGAGAAGUUAAUUUUUUUAACUUGUAUUUUAGAGGUGCAUGACACAAUUAAAUCUAGUCAUGCAGUAGCAUUUGUACCAAUGUAUGUGAAUUAAAUACUUUUCAUCUUGUUACACCAUUAUCCAACACUGUAAUGGCAUCUACAAGUUCAACUACUGAAUGUUUUGCAUUUUAAAAGCCUUAAUUGUUUAUAUUGUAUUAAUGUGUUUUUAAAGACUAUAAGGAAAUAACAUUUUCCUUGUAAAUUGUUAAAAUAAUUUUGAACACAAAUAAUUUUCAGAAAAAUCCAGUUCUGUAUCUUAAUACCCCUUUUUGUUUGUGUACCACAAAGCUGUUAAAUUCUGUUAACUUUUAAAAUAGUGUCUCCUGUUAUCAGCCUCUCUCUAGUUCAAGGUCUUUACCCAACUGAGAUUUAUUUUGGUUAACAGUCUUCUGACACUCAUUGUAUGUAAAUAAAUUCAAGUGAGCAAACUUAAAUAAAUAUUUCAUUUAGAUA
This is a messenger RNA of Hirundo rustica (Barn swallow), 9101 nucleotides long. RefSeq names its product MINDY lysine 48 deubiquitinase 2 (gene MINDY2). Lineage: Eukaryota; Metazoa; Chordata; Aves; Passeriformes; Hirundinidae. Gene Ontology annotation, cellular component: cell periphery; cytosol. The record is from RefSeq and is a predicted model, not a curated record. Bases 1 to 1656 code for a protein of 551 amino acids. Gene Ontology annotation, molecular function: cysteine-type carboxypeptidase activity; K48-linked deubiquitinase activity; cysteine-type deubiquitinase activity. The transcript has 9 exons. Gene Ontology annotation, biological process: protein K48-linked deubiquitination.